Toxotes jaculatrix (banded archerfish) is the source of this 9237-nucleotide messenger RNA. RefSeq names its product obscurin like cytoskeletal adaptor 1b (gene obsl1b). Lineage: Eukaryota; Metazoa; Chordata; Actinopteri; Toxotidae. The coding region runs from base 416 to 8827 and encodes 2803 amino acids. The transcript has 32 exons. Gene Ontology annotation, molecular function: protein binding. The record is from RefSeq and is a predicted model, not a curated record.
UCCACGAACAAUGACACUUGGGGUGUCUAAGGCCUGAACGACACAGAGAUUGGGGGACCACUCUGAAGUUGUUAAACGGGAAACUGGUGUGGAUACUGAAGUUCAGUUUUCUCUGCGUCCUACGGGACAGACCGUUACAAACGUGUACUGGAGUGGAACCUGGGACCUCUGAGGAGAGCAUGUGUUUGAAUCUGAAGUCAGCUUGGGACAUUACUCAGCCUUCAGGAGACGGGUGGCAUUGCUCCUCAGCUCGAAGCAAGAUUGCAAGUGCGGAAUGUAUGUUGACGGUCGUUCCUGGCGACUGAAGCGAGAACUUUGCAGUGCAGAAGUUGGACCAUCUUAUUCCAGAGAAUAAAUACCAUUUCUUGCUCUCCUGGACUGCUUAAGGUGAAGUGAAGGUAGCAAGGAAGCAGAAAUGGAUGUGUUUGGUGGUGCACCACGUUUUUUGGCCUAUCCAAGACCUGUGGUGGUACAAAGUGGGACUGAUGCAGUCCUGAAGUGUCAAAUUGGUGGCGACCCAAGGCCUGCAGUUAUCUGGGAGCGAAACAAUGAAAAGAUUGACCCAGAAGGACGAUAUAGGGUCUUUGAGGAUGGAAAUGUUUACAAUCUCAUAAUUUCAGCUGUGACCACAGAAGAUAGUGGCCAGUACAUAUGCAAAGCAAAGAACAGCAUUGGGGAAACAUAUGCAGCGGCCACACUGAAAGUGGAAGGUGAAGCACAAGAGAUGGAGCUACGAGAGGAAAAUAAGCCACGAUUCCUCAUCAAGCCCCUCUCCACUCGCGCGGGUCGUGGGGAAGAUGCUGUCUUCUCUUGUAAGCUAUGGGGAAACCCACGACCAGAGGUUGUCUGGGAGAAGGAUGGCAGGAAACUCAAUGAAAUAUUUGAAAGCACACAUUUCAGUGUGGGCUACCAGGACGGUGGAUGGUUCCAGCUCAAAAUCUUUAAGACUCGUGCACCAGAUGGUGGUGUGUAUACAUGCAAAGCCAGGAAUGAGUUUGGGGAAUCGUUGGCAGGAGCUGUGUUGCUUGUCGAUGCAGGCCCAGGACAUGAGGAAGAAGGAAAUCGUAAUGGCUACACAAAUGGCCACUGGAAAGCCCACCAGGGAAAACAGAGGAGUGGUAGGCAAGUGACAAACCGACUCAAAGACGACACCAUGACCAAGUCAACUAAAGUAAAAAUGUUUGCAGUGACAGAGGGCAAACAUGCCAAAUUCCGCUGCUUUGUGACUGGUAAACCCAAACCAGAAAUAAUUUGGAGGAAAGACGGCAGGCUGAUACUGUCUGGAAGGCGUUAUUUGUUAUAUGAGGACAGGGAAGGAUACUUCACGCUUAAAGUUCUGUACUGUAAGCAGAAGGAUAAUGGAGUUUAUGUUUGUGCUGCAUCAAAUACUGCAGGACAAACCCUCAGUGCCGUACACCUCUCCGUAAAGGAGCCACCUGUGCGGUUCAAACAGCCUCUCAUUGAUCUAGAAGUAUGGGAACGAGAUUUGGCUGUUCUUGAGUGUGAAGUUCCAGAGGACUCUGUUCCCAUCACAUGGUACCUGGAGGAUAGACGACUACAGCCGGGGGCCAAAUAUGGAAUGGAGGAGUGGGGAACAAAAAGGCGAUUAACUAUCCGUGACAUUGGAGUUGACGAUGAUGGGAUUUACCUCUGUGAGAUGCCCGAUGGGGGCAGAAGCAUUGCAGAGGUAGCUGUAAAAGGUACAAUUGUGCGAAAGCUUCCAAGAAAAGUGGAUGUCUUGGAAGGUGAAAAUGCUGCCUUUUGUGUUGAAGUGGAAAAAGAAGAGAUGGACAUACACUGGUACAAAGAUGGCACAGAGCUGCGUGAAACCCAUCAGACCAUUCUUAAGUCCUUUGGUCGAACUCACAUUCUGGUUUUCGUCAAUACAAUGCCCCAAGACUCUGGCCUGGUGACUUUUCUUGUAGGCAGAUCCAAGACUUCCUCUCAGCUCAGAGUGAAAGCGGCCAGGCAUUGUCCUCCCAGUUGUCCAGUGGGUGUGCAGAUCAACACAGAGCGUGCCAAUGCUGCUCUUCUGUCGUGGGUUCCUGCUCAGGAUUCACGAAAGAACCCUCCAUCUGGAUACGUGCUUGAGCGACAGGAAGUGGGCACUGGCUCACAGGAGUGGCUACAGUGCCUGACCACCGACACCGCAACCUCUGUGGAGAUCCUUGGUGACAGUGUACCAUGUGAGGCUGAUUAUCGAUUCCGCAUUUGCAGUGUAAAUAAAUAUGGAAAGAGCAACAAUGUUGAAUUCCCUAGAGCUGUUCACCUGGUUCCAGUGGCUAGGAUACAAGCUCCCUUACAGGAUGCCUUGGUGCCUGAGGGACAAGAUGCCAUCUUCUCUAUUGAGCUCUCUGCUUCAGUUAUUGGUACAUGGUUCUUAAAUGGUACUCAGCUUCAGGAGGAUGAACGUUUUUCCAUGCGUCGGUCAAGAACACACCAGUCUCUUCGCAUCCGAGGAGUACGUGAUACAGACAAUGGAGCUGAGAUUACGUUUAUUGCCUACGGCAUCCGGGACUCUGCAGCACUGUAUAUUCAAGCUCCUCUUGUCAAGUUUUCACCACUGUCAGAAAUGGAUCGAAACAAAUUUGUAGAAAUUGGAAACCCCAUUGUGCUCUACUGUGAGCUGUCAGACCCUGCAGCUCCAGUGCACUGGUACAAGAAUGGGGUGGAAUUACAAACAAUGGAGGGUCUUCAUAUCCAAUCAGAGGGCACCAUGAGAAGAAUUGUCAUCCAAUCAGCAGAGUUCUCACAUUCAGGAGUGUAUUGCUGUGAUGCCAUUGAUGAUGUCAUCAGGUUCAAUGUGGAAGUAGAGGCCCCACCUGUGAGGUUUUCAGCAAUUCCAGACGCUGAGAGGAACAAAACCGUCCAUACAGGCUGCCCCAUUGUUUUACAAUGUGAGCUCUCAGAUCCCUCUGCCCAGGUGCACUGGUACAAAGAUGGGUCAAAGCUCCAUCCUCAAAAUGGAGUAGAUAUUCUAACUGAUGGCUUGGCGAGAAAACUGAUUGUGCAUUCAGCAGAAUUUUUCCACUCUGGGUUAUACUGCUGCAAGACAAAGGGUGACACCAUCACGUUCAAUGUGGACAUCAAAGCUCCACCUGUGAAGUUCUCAGCAAUUCCUGAAGAAAUGAGGACCAAGUCGAUCGAAGCAGGCUGCCCUGUUGUACUCCAGUGUGUGGUAUCAGAUCCCGAGGCCCACGUUUGCUGGUACAAGGAUGAAAUGCAGCUCAUUUCAAACUCUACCAUAGAAAUCCACUCAGAGGGCAACACAAGGACAUUAAUUGUUCAGUCUGCAGAGCUGUGCCACUCUGGUGUGUACAGAUGCACCACACAGGAUGAUACCAUGGAGUUUCAAGUGGAGAUCAAAGCUCCGCCAGUGACAAUUACAACACUUUGUGAGGCUGAGAGGAACAAGUCUGUUGAAGCUGGCCAACCCAUAGUACUGCGAUGUGAGAUAUCAGACCCUAACGCUCAAGUUACUUGGUACAAGGAUGGAGUAAAACUACGUGAAGCAGCUGGCCAAGACAUGGUGGCAGAGGGUUCCAUAAGAACACUGGCUUUCCCAUCCGUGAUGCUGUCUCAUGCAGGGGUUUACAGCUGCAAGACAACAGAUGAUGCAGUGCAGUUUCAUGUGGAUGUAAAAGCUCCACUUCUGAAGUUUUCAGCCAUAUCUGAGGCUGACCAGAAAAAGACAGUCAUGGCGGGCUGUCCUAUUGCUCUACAGUGUGAGUUGUCAGACCCCAGUGGACAAGUCUGUUGGUACAAGGAUGGAACAAAGCUCCUACCUCAAAGUGGAAUAGACUUCCAGUCAGAGGGAAAUUUGAGGAGUCUAGUUGUCCCAUCAGCAGAGCAGGCUCACACUGGCGUAUACCGUUGUGAGUCAAAGGAUGAUGACAUUCAGUUCGCUGUGGAAGUAAAAGCACUACCUGUGAAGUUCUCAGAUCUUCAAGAGGCUGACAGGAACAAAUCCAUCCAGGAAGGCACUCCCAUUGUCCUCAGCUGUGAACUCUCGCAUGAUCCUUCUGCUCAUGUCGACUGGUACAAGGACGGGAUGAAACUCCUGCCGCAAAACAAUGUGGAGAUACAGUCAGAUGGUCUAACAAGGACGUUACUCAUCUAUUCAGCUGAAAACAUACACAGUGGCACCUAUGAAUGCUCAACAUCAGAUGACACCAUCAUAUUUAAAGUGGAAGUAAAAGGCCGAUCGCCACAGAUCAUGCCAAUCCCCCUGUCUGAAAAAUACAAGAUGAUUGCAAUUGGUUGUCCAAUUAUUCUCCAGUGUGAGGUCUCAGAUCCUGUUGCCCAGGUUUCCUGGUUUAAAGAUGGGGUGGAGCUUUUUUGCAAAACAGGCCUUGAUAUGAAAAGAGACGGCAGCUUCCGAAAAUUAAUGAUUCACUCUGCCAAGUCCUCAGACUUUGGCCUCUACAGCUGUAGCCUCGCUGACGAUGCUGUGAUAUUCCAUGUGGAUGUCGAAGCUACUCCAGUGAGGUUUUCAGCACUCCCAGAGGUUGCAAGAAACACAUUUGUUGAGGCAGGCUGCCCAAUUAAGCUGCAGUGUGAAGUCUCAGAGCCAACUGCCCAAGUCUAUUGGCACAAGGAUGGAGAACAGCUACUUCCAAAGAGUGAAUAUGAAAUCCAAAGCAGAGAAAAUCUGAGAGCACUGGUCAUUCAAUCAGCAGAAUUCAGACACUCUGGGCGGUACAGCUGUGAGGCCGCAGAUGACCAUAUAGAAUUCAAGGUGGAUGUUGCAGCACCACCAGUGACAUUUGCUGAUAUCCCAGAGGAGGACCUUUUCAAGAGUGUUGUGGAAAAAGAGCAGCUUGUUUUGUCAUGCGAGGUAUCAAGGACUGAUGGUGUUGUCCAGUGGUACAAAGACGGAACUGAAAUGCAACCAAGCGAUAACGUUACAAUGCAAGCAGAGGGCACCAAAAGAAGUCUGACGAUACAUUCAGCCCAACUGUCCGACACAGGCACAUACACGUGCCGCGCAGGAGACAAUGUUUUAAUCUUCAAAGUUAACAUCCGAGAACCUCCGGUGAUGAUAAUCUACCCUAAGGAGGACGUCUACCUUGACCGUCAUGUCCCUGAUGAAAUUAUUCUGAGCUGUGAAUUGUCUCGUCCCAAUGGUGUUGUCAGCUGGUACAAAGACGGCCAAAAGUUGCAAGAGAGUGAGAACAUAAAGCUCAAGAUCGAAGGCCCUUAUCGACGACUGAAGAUCCUGUCUAGUGGAGUGGAGGAUUCUGGAGAAUAUGUCUGUGAUACAGCUGAUGAUUCCAUAUUCUUUCACCUUAGUAUUACAGAACCUCCAGUGCGAAUUGUAUCCCCAAGUCAGUCACAAAUGGAACUGUGCCAGCAAACCUCUGAAAGGAUGGUACUGAGCUGUGAGAUCUCACGGCCCAAUGCGGUGGUGCGCUGGUAUCGAGACGGACUCGAAGUGGAGGAGAAUGACAACCUUAUUCUAGAGGUGGAUGGUGUCUACAGAAGACUUAUUAUACCCGAAACUACUGUCAAAGAUUCAGCAGAAUAUGUAUGCGACACAGCAGAUGAUUCCAUGACGUUCUUUGUAAACAUAGCAGAGCCUCCUGUUCGCUUUAUACGUCCCAGGAAGAUGGCAAGUAGAGUAGAGAAAGUAGCUGGGGAAACUCUGGUUCUAGACUGUGAAGUUUCGAGAGCAAAUGCUGAGGUCUCCUGGAAGAAAAAUGGGGAAGAAGUAGAAGACUCCAGAAACAUCACAAUCCUUGAGGAUGGUGUCAUGCGUCAGUUAACCAUUCACUCUCUAACAGUGGAAGAUGCUGGGCAAUAUGUCUGUGAUGCCAAGGACGAUGUGAUGGAUUUCCAUGUAACAGUCCAAGAAUUGCCUGUAAAAAUUCUUGGAAAAACCGGUGCAAAAACAGAAAAGCAGUUCUUAGUGUCAGAUGACAUUAUUCUUGUGUGUGAACUCUCAAGAUCCAAUGCCUCCGUCAGUUGGUACAAAGAUAAUCAGCUAAUUGAUGACACAGAGAAGUAUUGUAGUGAGGAACAAGGCGUUUUCCGAUCACUGGUUGUCCUAAAUGCUGGGUUCCAAGAUUCUGGAGAGUACACUUGUGAUGCAGUGGAUGAUAAGAUGGUCUUCCAUAUCACUGUCAAAGAGCCUCCAGUGCAGAUCAUUGGAAACUCAGGCCACCCGGAGCAUCAUAUCCUGGUAGCAGGAGAUGACCUUAUUUUGGAGUGUGAGGUGUCUCGGCCCAAUGCCACUGUUCAGUGGUUAUGGAAUGGCGAGAUACUGAAACCAGAUACUCGUAUAAAAAUUGACAGCUAUGACGUAGUGAGAAAGCUUGUUCUCUCUGGACUUCAGCCCACAGACUCUGGAGAAUACAUUUGCGAUGCCAUCGAUGACAAAUUAAUAACAAUUGUUGAGGUGCAAGAGCCACCGGCCAAGUUUGUGAAUAAAAAAGCGAGUAAUAGCAUCUCAGCCUAUGAAAAUGAGAGCGUUACACUGUAUGCCAUUGUGAGCCGUGAAAGAGCUAAUGUUCGGUGGCUGAAAGAUGGCCAACUAUUGAACGAGGACAACAUUCACAUUUCCAGUGAGGGUAAUACCCACAAGCUCACCAUUAAUCCCCUGCAGCUGUCAGAUUCUGGAGAAUAUGUUUGUGACGUAAACACAGAUGAGAUGUAUUUCAGUCUUUUAGUCAAAGAAAUGAAGGUGAAAUUUAUCAGACCAUUGGAGAAUAUUGUGUCUCUGAAGGGCAGCAGCCUUACACUACGAUGUGAAAUCAACAAGCCAAAAGGAGAUGUGCAGUGGUUAAAAGAUGGCCAGGAGAUCUCUCCAAGCCGCCGGCACACAAUACGGGCACAAGGUCGAGAGCGAAGCUUCACCAUCCAACAAAUAGUGGAAGAAGAUGCUGGAGAAUAUGCCUGUGAAUCCACAGAUGACAGGACCUCAGCUACUGUCACUGUAGAAUCUCCCCGUGUUGUCGAGUUCAUAGCGGAGCUUCGUAACAUCACGGUCUGUGAGGGAGAAGAUGCAGUAUUUAAGUGUGUGGUUUCACCAGAGGACACUCAGCUGGUGUGGCGCUUAAAUGGCAAGCAAGUAGCUCUGAAUGAGCGGACUGUCAUUUCAAGCAAUGGACUAUGCCACAUGCUCUGCAUCCACAACUGCAUGGUUUCAGAUAGCAGCAGAGUGACAGCUGAUGCAGAGGGGCUGAUAUCAGAAGCGGAGCUCCAGGUUCAAGAGCAACAGGUGCUGUUCACCAAGAAAAUGGCACCAGUUGUUGCUGAAGAGUACGGUGAGGCAGUUCUAGAGGUGGAGGUGAGUCUGGAUUCGGGGGAGGUGCAGUGGAUGAGGCAAGGGGUGCUGAUCCACCCUGAAGCCAAGUACACCCUGAAGCACAAGGGCCAAAAACACAGUCUCACCAUACACAAACUGGCCGUGUCUGACCGGGGCACCUACAGCUGUGAGACCCUCCACGACCGCACGCAAGCCCAGCUAACAGUGGAACCUCGCAAAAUCACAAUCAAGAAGGGACUGACGGACAUAAAAACCACAGAGAGAGAAACAGCCUCUUUUGAGGUGGAGCUCUCACACCCCAAUGUUCCAGGCACUUGGACGAGAAACGGCAUCCAGCUUAAGCCGACUAAUCACUUCCGUAUGAGUGCCAAAGGACCAGUCCACAGCCUCACCAUCUCCAACCUAUCAGUAGAAGACACUGGGACCUUUAUGUUCUGUGUAGAAAAUCUGAAGACAUCUGCAAGGCUUGUUGUGAAGGAGCCCCCAGUGGCCAUUUUCAGAAAACUGGAGGACCAGAAGUUCCCUGAAGGAGCAGUAAUCUCUAUUGAAUGUGAGCUGUCAAGACACAACGUCGAUGUAAAAUGGAUUAAGAAUGGAGUUGAGGUGAAGCCAGGCAAGGACCUGCGCAUUUAUGCAAUGGGAAGAAAACGGUUUCUUCAGAUCAUGAAAUCUCAUGUCAGUGAUUCUGGCGUGUAUACCUGCGAUGCUGGAGACGCUACUACAUCCUGCACUGUGGAGGUCUAUGAGCGUGAGUUGUUGAUCCUGCAGGGCCUUGAGGAUUUGGACAUGCAGGAAGAUCAGAACGCUGUAUUUCUUUGUGAGAUCUCAGUGGAGGAUGUGCCAGGAGAAUGGUACAAAAAUGGGGAGAGGAUACAACCCACCAGCACCAUCAAGAUCCGCCAGGAAGGGACCAAACAUUUUCUUCUUAUGUGCAAUGUGCGAGCAGAGGACUCUGGAGAGAUCAAGUUUGUAGCCAGACAUGUUGAAUCCAUCGCUUACCUGGAGGUGGAAGAGCUUCCUGUCAACAUUGUAAAACCUCUGCAGGAUAAGACAGCCCUCGAGAAGACCCGUGUGAUCCUAGACUGCACGGUGUCUAACCCCAGAUGUAGCAUCCGCUGGUACAAAGGCAGCAAUGUCAUACUGCCCUCCGAGCGCUUUGAGAUCUGCAGCGAGGGCUGUUAUCGCAAACUGAUCCUCCAGCACGUGGUGCUAGAGGAUGAGGGCACGUACAGUGUCCAGGUUGGAGAGCAUACAUGCUCUGCAAAACUGACAGUGGAGGCCCAGUCUCUGCUUAUGGUCAGAGAGCUGAAAGACGUGGAGGUCACGGCCCCCGAUGAAGCCUGCUUUGAGUGUGAGGUGUCAGUCCCUGUCCUCAAAGCUCCUGUGUGGAGUCUGAAUGGGGAGCCCUUACAGCCCAGCUCUCGGGUACGCCUGGAGAAGAUGGGCACAGUCCACAGGCUAACCCUCAGACAAACCUCCCCAGACAUGAAUGGAGUGGUGGAGUUCACCUCCGGGAAAGCGAAGAGCAGAGCCCAGCUCCUGGUGCUGAGUCGUCCCUGAGUGACAUCUUCUUUCUGUCAUCACCUAAUUGACCUGGAUUGUUUGUUGUAUUGAUGUUUUCAAGUUGUAACAUAGACGUUGCUUAUAUAUCUGCUUACAGUAUGUAAAAGUGGUUGAAACAGGGUUGUGAUGGCUUUUCAUGCAGUUCAGUUAAUUCAAGGAGUGGAUUUUCUUUCAGUGACUUGCCGCCAAGAAACGAGAUUUCUGUUCAUAUAAGAGUUGUCAUAGGGUGUGAAGAAACUUUAAAGCAGUUCCUUUAUCAUAAUACAAAGUGCAGUUUGACUGUAAAUAAAUGUCCUGUGUGAAAGUGUUUUGACUGUAACCGUGUUGUGAAGGUUGAAGCUGGACGUGUAUUUGUUCCAACCGAUAUCUGAUUUAAAUACUGUAAAAAUCAAAGGGCUUCACUCGUG